AUCUAACCGAAUAUUGCAUCGCAUUGCAUUGUGAUUCGUGAACCUUAUUAUAAACCUGUCUCUCUCAUUGAAUCAUUCACACCUCAACCUAUUAAAGAAUCGAAUCCAUCGUCAACACAUCUUCUUUCUGUCCAAAACAACUUUCAGAAAUCCAUUGACCUUUCCAACUUUUCAAUCAACUGCCAUCAAGUUCUCUUCUCUACCUUUCGAAUAUCAUCACUCUACUUGACCUUGUACCCUUCUCAUUAAAUACCUUCAAUCAUUCAUCAGUAAGUUUAUCUGAAAUCGCUUUGUUAUACCCCGCCUUAUGCGUAGCACUUGUCCUUGCAACCAAACUAUCAAGUGCUCGAUGAAAGUUUAUCUAUUCGAUAAACUCUGGUACUUGUAUGAACACAUACUGAUAUUUGAUGAUAUGCAGUGGGUAAAUCACACAAGUACAAUGAUCGCGACCAUGCCGGCCUCGCCGAUGGUACCGCUCUUCCACAAGAGCAUUUGCCUCGUUACUUUGCAAAGUCCGGUCAUGUUGAUAUGGAUCCAAAGAAAGCCAAGAAGAAUGGUGCUGGCAAGGGCGGAUGGUGUGUACUCCUUUAGUCUUCGCCUUACCGCUUGUGCACUUCCUCUUUAUUGACUUCUUCGACUAACAUAUGCAAAACAGGGGUGUAGAAGGUGAAGAAGUCCAAGAUGAGGGCUUCAAUAUGGCCAAUGCUCGUCGUCGCUCCAACAGCAGUUCUUAUACUGCCGGUCUCAAAGACUUCAAGACUAAAUUCGAACAAAUCGAAACCGAACCAGUUUUCGAGGAGAACAUCCAUGGUGCUUUGAUGGAGGAACUUCCAGAGACUACUCGUUCCAACACAAACAGUUCGGAGGCUAGCAGUGUUGAUGAGGAUGUCAAGACCAAGUAAAAUUUGGAUCUUGAUGAGGUGGAUUAUGGCAUAAGUUACUACAUGAAUGUCAUCUGUAUGAGGACUGAUGUUCAUCUGCCGGCGGAUCGAUACAAUUGCAAUCUUCCCUCUUAUGGACGGGUACAUGGAUUGGGGGGAAUGAACGGAACGAAACGAAACGAAAUGAAAUGAAAUGAAAAUACACUUUGACCUGGCACCGAUUUAUAAGUCCAGAUGUAUCAUCAGAGCUUCUCUUUAGCUAUUUGUUAUCAAAGGCAUAGAAGGAAUUGCCCAGAUAAUCUCGUGUUUCUGAUUUAUGUGAUCGUUUAUGUUGAUGUUACAAGUACAAUAAUCCACUUAAUCAAGAGCUA
Sclerotinia trifoliorum is the source of this 1252-nucleotide messenger RNA. The record is from the annotation of a GenBank genome assembly. NCBI's taxonomy places the organism in Eukaryota, Fungi, Ascomycota, Leotiomycetes, Helotiales, Sclerotiniaceae.